Messenger RNA from Salvia miltiorrhiza (redroot sage), 2157 nucleotides. RefSeq names its product KH domain-containing protein HEN4-like. Gene Ontology annotation, molecular function: mRNA binding. The transcript is spliced from 7 exons. The coding region runs from base 216 to 1775 and encodes 519 amino acids. The record is from RefSeq and is a predicted model, not a curated record. NCBI's taxonomy places the organism in Eukaryota, Viridiplantae, Streptophyta, Magnoliopsida, Lamiales, Lamiaceae. Gene Ontology annotation, cellular component: nucleus; cytoplasm. Gene Ontology annotation, biological process: regulation of gene expression.
CUAAAAUUCCAAUAGCCAACAAAUUACUUUGAUUAAAUAUUUUUGAAUUUUGCUGAUAUGCCCUUCAACAUUUCCAGAGGCGGUUACGUUACACACAAACACAGUCUACUCAGUUCAACAUUUGCGCUGCUUAAGAGAUUCCUCGGCGAAGCCUCCUGCUUUUCCGAACGUUCACCGUUAAAUCUCCGCUUUAGUUAAAUUACACUGUGGUACAAAUGGGGCAACGAGGUGAUUACGGAAGGAGAGGUCAUGCACUAUCUGAUUAUUCUGGAAAUGAAGGAGGGAAACGAACAAGUGGGGUUGAUGAAAAGGAACAAAAUUCGAUUGGAAUGGAGCAUACAGUUUAUCGUUAUUUAUGCCCGUUGAGGAAAAUAGGGAGCAUUAUUGGUAUUGGUGGGGAUAUUGCCAAGCAGCUGAGAGCCCAGACUCAUGCAAGGAUAAGGAUUAGUGAGACCAUCCCGGGCUGUGAUGAACGGGUUGUCACCAUCUACAGCUCGAGCGAUGAAACCAACAGUUAUGGAGACGAGCAAGUUUCCGCUGCACAGGAUGCCCUGUUUAGGGUGCAUGAUAAGGUGGUGGCCGAGGAACAGCCUAUGAAUGGCACUACAUCUGAGGAACCCUUGCAAAUCACUGUGCGAUUGCUCGUUCCAUCAGAUCAAAUAGGUUGUGUGAUUGGUAAAGGUGGGCAUAUAGUUCAAAAUAUACGUAAUCAGACUCAUGCUCAGAUCAGAAUCUUGGGCAGCGAGCAUUUACCGCCUUGUGCUCUGAGCUCCGAUGAGCUCAUCCAGAUAAAUGGCGAAGCCACUGUUGUGAAGAAUGCCCUUUAUCAAAUAGCUUUUCGUCUUCAUGAUAACCCCUCCCGGUCACAGCAAUCAAUAUUGACUUCGCCAAGCAUAUAUAGAUCUGGAAUUUCAUUUAAUAAUCCGAACUUUGGUGGGCCGCCUCUGGGUGUGACCUCGUUGAUGGGUUCUUACAGGAAUUACAGAAAAGACGGCAGAGAAUGGUCUUCUGUUGCCAGAGAAUUCUCCCUUCGUUUAGUUUGUCCAACUGAAAAUCUUGGUGCCGUGAUUGGUAAAGGUGGCUCUGUUAUUAAACAAAUAAGACAGGAGACGGGUGCGUUUAUAGUAGUUGAUAGUUCUGGCGCUGGCGGAGAUGAUUGUGUUAUAUCGGUUUCUGCUAAGGAGAUGCUCGAAGCACCUUCUCGGACCAUAGAUGCAGUAAUGCGGUUGCAACCACGGUGCAGUGAGAGAAUAGAAAGAGAUUCAGGUGAUCAUGCGAUCACAACUCGUUUGCUAGUUUCUAGCUCAAGAAUUGGAUGCAUCAUUGGCAAAGGUGGGGCUAUUAUAAAAGAGAUGAGAAAUACAUCUAGAGCGAAUAUUCGAAUUUUCUCUGAUGAAAAUAUUCCCAAAGUUGCAUCCGAAGAUGAUGAGAUGAUCCAGAUAACUGGAGAACUGAAUGCUGCUAAAAAUGCAAUGCUUCAAGUAACACAGCGGCUGAGGGCCAACAUACUCGAGACCGAUGGAAGCUCGUUAGCAUAUCCUAUACCUGCUCCACCGAUUGAGGCAUUUGAAGGGCAAGCAUAUGUAAAUCGUGAUAAUAGAACGCAUCAUCAAGGAUAUUCAACCUACUCUGGUGGAUACAGUACAAAGACCUUGCCUCAAGCCGACAGUAGUUAUGGGAGCUACAAUGAUCCUCGGAUGGUGAGAGGAAGCGGUUAUGAGGCAUAUGCUGCUUAUACGCCUUGUCAGUCGACUGGGGCCAGCUAUGGUGUAUGAUGGUUGAAGGUCCAUGGUGCCCUAUUUGGCGAGGCCAGCGGUACAAGUCAAGAAUAGAGAACCGGAUAAACAGGACAUGAUGGAACUACUCUCAAUGUUGCACCUGAAAGUCCUCGAAAAGUUCAUGUUUCAAUGAAACUUGUUGGCUGGAUUUGGCUUAUGCUUUUAUAUAUUAAUAAUAGAAACCGCAUGAGCUCGUUUGAGUUUUCUCGUGGGAUCCAGAUUUUGUUUAGACUUUUACUGUUAGCCCAAAGUUUUGCUUAAGAUUUAUUGAGCAAUCACUUUGCCCUCAGCUAUGUAUUUACCACGUUUUGGGGGAAAACUCUGUUGCUGCUUUCAGGUUUAAUGAAUGGUCUUGAUUUUUAUUAUAGUUGACCUAAAA